Molecule: messenger RNA, 1174 nt
Organism: Marchantia polymorpha subsp. ruderalis
Lineage: Eukaryota; Viridiplantae; Streptophyta; Marchantiopsida; Marchantiales; Marchantiaceae
Source: the annotation of a GenBank genome assembly
CUAGAUGCUAAGGAGAAGCAGGAUUUGAAAUUCACCAUGGCAGGUUCCCUGAAACGAGGCUCUUCAAAUAUGUGCGGCACCUCAUGCUGUAGGAGAUUGUGUUGGCAGUUUUUGCUCAAGGUCUGUGUUUCAAAACUCGUGGACACUGUACAGGCGCUGAGCAACACAAGCAGAGUUCUUCUGCAGUUUCAUUGUUCCAGAAUGAGCGUCGUGCUUACGAGAUUCUCACGGAAGAUGUGGAUGACACGCAUCUACUUUUUGCAAAAUGGAGCCAUGUUUCAGAGUGUCGAACAAAAGAGAGUUCAAGGUGCAUAUGGGAGCUGAUUUCAUGCCACAACAAGAGCGAUUAGCGAGUAAACUACGUGAUUGGCUAUUGGGAGGGCUUGAGAAAGGAAGUUGUGGCCCUUUACUCAAAACCAUGUCAAACCUCUGUCAUACGGUUUCAUCUUAUAUUUUGACUAUCUAUCACCUGAGGAGGGCCACACGAGUCAUAUCCAUGAUGAACGUCUUAAAUCGCUCGCACCAAAUUCUGAAAGGUGGGAUUACCACACAAGGUUUGAUUUCGAGUUUCUCAAGGAAAGAGUACCUCUUGCUUCCAAGAUCGUGUUGCUUCCAAAAAUUGCUUCCAAGGCCAGUUGAUCCCUUCUCAAGAUGAAACCAACAAAUCUCUCAUGGCCCUUGUUUUGAAUGAGAUUUCCACCGACAUAAUGCACGUCAGAUGUCAAUCUGUGCACAACUCUCAAGUGAGGAGAAAUUACGGCUUGAAGGACAUCUGGCCUUACCAUCAGUUCAUGUGGUUCGUCGUACAAGCGAAUCUCGUGCCUAACAAGAUCCAUUAAUUGUUUGUAUGGAAAGGAAAGAGUCUAAAUUAUUUUGUCUAUCGAGUUUCUCCCCAUCAUAAUCAACCUGCAUAACCCUACUGGACCGUCAGUCGGGAAGGUCUUCGCGGGUUUGUAAGAAAUCUUGGCUAUGUCCUGAUGAUAAGGAGUUAGUCAAACAGAGCUUUCGAUCUGUCAGACUUGGCCUGAUGAUAAAAAUUUAUCUAGACCUCAAUAAAAAGUGAAAAAAUUCAGUGUCACUUUCUGCCGGAAUUUGUUCGAAACCAGAGUCUACAACAGACCUAUUAUGAGUUUAAAGCUCUGUUCCUUUUGUGUGCGUUCCCGCGUGCGCAAGG